Molecule: messenger RNA, 862 nt
Organism: Pleuronectes platessa (European plaice)
Lineage: Eukaryota; Metazoa; Chordata; Actinopteri; Pleuronectiformes; Pleuronectidae
Product: ferritin, middle subunit
Exons: 4
Coding region: 212-742 (176 amino acids)
Biological process (GO): iron ion transport; intracellular iron ion homeostasis
Cellular component (GO): cytoplasm
Molecular function (GO): ferric iron binding; ferrous iron binding
Source: RefSeq, a predicted model, not a curated record
GUCCCGCCUCCAUCUCAGUCCGGGUAGAAACCAGAGACGUUCUUGCUUCAACAGUGUUUGAACGGAGCUCCUUCUUUCGUCCCGCUUCGCUUCCGUGUUUCACUUCACUCCUCGGAACCAGAACCUGCUUCUACUUGAACUCCACUCGAGCAACUCACCGCAGAACUUUAUUUUUCUACCGUUUUGAUAAGAAAACAACUCACCAGCCAAGAUGGAGUCUCAAGUGCGUCAGAACUACCACCCGGAGUGCGAGGCCGCCAUCAACAAGAUGGUCAACAUGGAGCUGUUCGCCUCCUACACAUACACAUCCAUGGCCUUCUUCUUCUCCCGUGAUGACGUGGCCCUCCCCGGCUUCGCCCACUUCUUCAAGGAGAACAUCAGCGAGGAGCGGGAGCACGCCGAGAAGCUGAUGUCCUUCCAGAACAACAGAGGAGGACGCAUCUUCCUCCAGGACGUCAAGAAGCCGGGUCGUGAUGAGUGGGGCAGCGGCCUGGAGGCCAUGCAGGCGGCUCUGCAGCUGGAGAAGAGCGUCAACCAGGCUCUGCUGGACCUGCACAAACUGGCGGCCCAGCACAACGACCCUCACCUGUGUGACUUCCUGGAGACCCACUACCUGAACGAGCAGGUGGAGGCCAUCAAGAAGCUGGGCGACCACAUCAGCAACCUCACCCGCAUGGACGCCAACACCAACAAGAUGGCGGAGUACCUGUUUGAUAAGCACACCCUGGGCGGCUCCAGCUAAACGCACAGCACCAGGAGGGAGGAGCUGAACUCGGCUGAGAAGAAUCUGUAUCACUCCUCUUCCUCUUGUGGCACUUUACAUCAGAACUUCUGUUUGUCAGAAUAAACAUUUUGAGCUGGA